Pseudopodoces humilis (Tibetan ground-tit) is the source of this 932-nucleotide messenger RNA. The record is from RefSeq and is a predicted model, not a curated record. Lineage: Eukaryota; Metazoa; Chordata; Aves; Passeriformes; Paridae.
GAAGACGCCGCCGCCGCCAUUUUGGCGCCGUGAGGGGGAGGAAGGAGCCGCCGCCAUGAAACCGCCGCGGCGGCUCCGUUUUCUCCCGUCGCGUUUAGCGGAGGCUCCGCGCAGCCCCGAGAGGCCCCGGAGAGGCGCGUGGGGGCUGCGGGAGAAGCGGGAGCUGCUGGCGGCGCUGAGGGCGGAGGCGCGGAGAGGCCUCCCCGAGCAGCGGCUGCCGGCGGCGCUGAGGGAGAAGCUGCCCCGGAGGAGCGAGGAGGAGAUCCGGGCGUUCCUGGUUCGGCUCCGGGGCCGAGCGGCUCGAGAGGCCCUGACCUCGAAAUUCCGGAAAUUUCUGCUCUUCCGGCGCCGGAUCCGCGCCCCAAUCCAGGUGUGGCAGGACCUGGCUGAGACCCUCGGGGGAGGGGUCCCGGAGGGUCCCCCCAGCGCCGCCUUUUCCCAGGUGCUGACGGUGGCGGCCACGGAGCCCCUGACCCUGGAGCACUCCAGACCCCCCCGGAAUUCCGGGAUCCCCCAAAAUUCGGGAGCUUCCCGAGAUUCCGGGAGCCCCCCGGGAGCGGGGGGGCCCCAGAAUCCGGGAUCGGCCCCGAAUCCCGGGAAUUUGGAGGUGGAUUUUGGGCGGAUUUACGAAUUCCUGGCCAGGAUCGGAGCGGGGGGGGAGGGGCCCCCCCUGCCCCCCGCAGAAUCCGCCGUGGUUUUGGCCUUACUGGGAUCGCUGCCGGCCCAACUGGGAGCACUGGGAGCACUGGGAUCGCUCCGGAAUCACUUCCGGGGGCUCUGGGGGUCCCUGCGGGGCCCCUCCCCCCCCCUCAACCCCUUACUGGUGCCACUGGGAUUACUGGGAGCGCUGGGACGGGCGGCCUGAGGGGGGGGAGGGGCGGAAUUCCCAAAUUUUUGGGGGCUCCGAUGGGAAAAAUCCCCCAAAAAAAUUC